This is a messenger RNA of Colletes gigas, 1847 nucleotides long. RefSeq names its product dynein regulatory complex subunit 4 (gene Gas8). The coding region runs from base 357 to 1775 and encodes 472 amino acids. Gene Ontology annotation, biological process: cell motility. The transcript is spliced from 9 exons. Lineage: Eukaryota; Metazoa; Arthropoda; Insecta; Hymenoptera; Colletidae. The record is from RefSeq and is a predicted model, not a curated record. Gene Ontology annotation, cellular component: Golgi apparatus; motile cilium; microtubule. Gene Ontology annotation, molecular function: microtubule binding; small GTPase binding.
UACACAUCACUUUUAAUAAAAUGAUAUUAUUACUAAGGAACAAAACACGUGAAUACUUAAGGAGCUGAAUCUACGUAUUAAAAUAAUUAAAAAAUGUCCUACAUACCUUAACUUUUCAAGUUAUGGGCGACUAAAGAAAAUGUUCGGAAUGUCCACCACGUGCCACAAUACACGCUCUUACACGUCCAAACAUCGAAUACUGGUUUUAAAACCGUAUUAAACUCGAAAUUGAGAUACUGCGAAGUUGGAUUACCAAUAAACCCUACAAUCGGUGAUAUUUAUAAACAUCGUAUAAGAAUAAGUCGUAUUAAGGCGUGUACUAGCGUGUUUUGGUGCACAAGCGACUUUUUGUAAAAAUGGGACCAAAAAAAGCAAAAGCAACAGAUACUGUCGAUGGAAUAGACACGACCAAAAUGAGCAGAGAACAGUUGGAAGUCUAUUCGCACAAGAUACUUGAGGAAUUAGAACGAGAAAGAGAGGAAAGAAAUUUCUUUCAACUUGAAAGAGACAAGCUCAGAACUUUUUGGGAGAUCACAAAGCAUCAACUAGAUGAAACGCGUACAAUUGUCAGAAAUAAAGAACGCGAGAAAGAGGAACUAACGGAAAAACAUGAAGCAGAACUUAAAUUGUACAAGCAGAAAGUGAAACACUUGAUGUACGAACAUCAAAUUAAUCUAUCAGAAACCAAAGCUGAACACAUGGUUGCGCUUAAACUGGCGCAAGAUGAUUAUGUAGUCCAAGAAAAUGAAUUGUACAAAGAUAAGAAAGAUCUAAAAAAGAUACAGAAAGAACAAGAGCUAUCGUUUGUUAAUGAAAUACGUGCAUUGAAAUUGCAAAAUGCAGAGGAAAUAGAUAAAAUAACGAAACAGUUUGAAACUGAGGCUGCAGAAAUGGAGCAAAAAUACGAACAAAAGUUAACAACCCAAUAUGAAUCUCUAACUCUAAAACAUCGUAUGGAAAUAACUGAAGUGGAAGAGAGAAAAAAUACGCAAAUCGCGAAUUUAAUAAAAAAUCAUGAGACGGCGUUCUCAGAAAUGAAAAAUUAUUAUAAUGAUAUUACUUUUAACAAUUUGUCCUUGAUUAAGAGUAUGAAGGAACAAAUGGAAGUAAUGAGAAGUAACGAGGAGCGGAUGAAGAAACAAGUACGAGAAUUAACGACUGAGAAUAAAAAAUAUUCUACUGAUCUGAAGCUUCACGAGGAGUCUUUAACGCAUCUUACUCGUCAACUUGCAAGUUAUGAGAAAGAUAAACUAUCUUUAACUAAUACCAAAAAAAGAUUAACAGUUAUUCAGAAAGAUUUCGAGAACUUGAGGUGGGAGAACGAAGUAUUGGAAUUACGUUUUGAAAAAUGUCAAUCUGAAAGGGAUGAACUACACUCAAGAUUUGUCUCAGCUAUACUUGAACUUCAACAAAAAACAGGAUUGAAGAACGUCCUUUUAGAAAAGAAACUUGAAAAAUUGUCCGAUUUAUUAGAACAACGAGAAGCACAGAUCAGUGAAGUACUUGCUGCUGCUCAAUUGGAUCCAAUGACUGUUGUCAAUGCUAAUAAAAAAUUGGAGAAUAUAUUGAACAGGAAGAACAGUGCUAUACAAGAUCUCCAAUAUGAAUUAGCAAAAGUUUGCAAAGCACACGAGGAUCUACUUCGAACGUAUGAAGCUAAGUUACAAGAAUACGGGAUUCCAAAGAGCGAACUUGGUUUCCAGCCAUUAAAAAUAAAGGCAGUAAGUUCGAAACUAGGGUUGGGGCCGGCUGGUCUUGUUACCACAAAUCGCUAGGCUCAUAACAUUUUAAUAAAGUUAUCUGAAAUUUGAAUUACAAUUAGUCUACGUUUUUUUCCCGACUGAUUG